This is a messenger RNA of Salvia splendens (bonfire salvia), 2258 nucleotides long. RefSeq lists its product as uncharacterized. Lineage: Eukaryota; Viridiplantae; Streptophyta; Magnoliopsida; Lamiales; Lamiaceae. Bases 771 to 1928 code for a protein of 385 amino acids. The transcript has a single exon. The record is from RefSeq and is a predicted model, not a curated record.
AAGUCAUCGUCAGGGUCCUCGUCUGAAUAAGGCAUCUGGUCGUCUGAAUCACGAAAAUGGAUCAUCUUCUCCUGCCCGAAUCCUCUUUCUCGGCACAAACCUACUCAAUGUCAAUAAGAAUCAUUUACAAAUUCAAGAUGAAUCAAUACCUUGAUUCUCAAAUGGAAGGACCACUUGUGCUCGGUCAUUUCACUCCUUUUCAGACAACUGUAGAUUGAACUGAAUCAUCAUUCUAACACGGUCAUUUCAACGUUUAACGUGCACACUGAAUUCUCCCCUUCUCAAGUUAUUUACCAUCAAGGAGAGGAUUGUGUCACAAUAGCUUAGUUUCAAGAGACUAAUGCUCUCCCUUGUUAGUUAUCAUUCUAAUUCUGUUAGUUAAAACAAAACUACAACAAAUAUAGAAAGACAUUCAAAUUAUUGACGAAUAUGUUCGGUAAAUAAUCAAAUCGUAGUGUUGUUUUAUCUUUUUUGACACCACUUAAAAUUCAAAAAAUCGAAGUUUGGACAAUAUGUUUGUUCCACUACAAAUUUGUAUUUUCCUUUUAACCAUUACUCUUUGUCUUGGACCCCAGCCAUCACUCACAAGUAAAAAUAUUUGUGGGUCCAUUUUGAAGAUAACAGAAGAUACAAGGGCUUGCCCCAAAAUAUUACCACCUUAUUUUUCAAAUUUCAGACCGUUGGCCAAUAGACAGUGUAGUAACGGUUUUUUCUUACCGUCUUAAAAAAAACAGAGCAACAUUCUGAAAAAUCAGUCUCCCCCAAAUCAAAUGGGCUGCGUUUCGUCAAAGCUUGUAUCUAAACAAAUUCAGGAGGAAAGAAAAUCUCUGAGGAAUGCCGAUUACGCCCACCACGUCGUCUCCCUCACUUCAACCACCUACGGCGCUCUCUCCUUAGACAAAGCAAAGGUUCAAAAUCCGGUUGCGGAGGAGAAGGAAUGCGCGGCGGAAGCAGCGAGGAAAUCUUCGUCGUCGCCGCUGCGGGAAGAUCCGGCGGAGAUAAUCAACGCGUGGGAGCUCAUGGAGGGUUUGGAGGAGGAAAUUGCCAUCGCCGUCCAAUCAAAAAAAAGCCCCAAAUCGAAGCUGUUCAGGGACUCAAUGAGCCCUAUGAAGUUCCUGGCUUCUCCGAGGAAGGCGAAGAAGGCCGCGGGGAAGGAGAAUAAGGGAAUUAGGUCAACGGAAAGUAGCCCCAAACCGAUUUUGAAGGAGAGCAAUGCUAAUAACAAUCACAGCGUGAAGAAGCCCUCUCCGAAACUGUGGGCUUCGAUCAAGAAAUGCGAUAGCACGAGAUUCGAUUCAGGCGUCGUUGCGUCGUCGAGGAGGAGAAGCCUAGGGCCGCUGUUCGAUCCCGAGCUCGUGGCUUCGUUAGAGAGAGAGGUGUCGGAGGAGGAAGAAGAGAUGAUGAUUAAGAACAAGAACAAGGCCACAUCGGGAAAUUCGAAUACAUUGCUUGAAUCUUACAAGAAGAAAUGCCCUCCCGGGGGAGAGAAUGCGGUGGUGAUCUACACAACGACGCUGAGGGGGAUCAGGAAGACGUUCGAGGAGUGCAAUGUGGCAAGAUCCACGAUCGAGUCACGGAACGUGGAGGUGAUCGAGCGGGAUGUGUCGAUGCACUCGGCGUUUAAGGAGGAGGUGAGGGUGCUGAUGGGGAGCAAAGAGGUGAGGGUGCCAUUGGUGUUUGUGAAGGGGAGGUUGAUUGGUGGGGCGGAGGAGAUGGUGAGGCUGGAUGAGGAGGGCAAAUUGGGGAUUUUGCUAGAGGGGAUCCCGGAGGCGGCCGAGGCCGGGUGCUGGCGGUGCGGAGGGGUGAGGUUUGUGAUGUGUGUGGAGUGCAGUGGGAGUUGUAGGGUUGUGGGGGAGGAUAGGAGGAAGAGUGUUAAGUGUGGCAAGUGUAAUGAGAAUGGGCUAAUUCAGUGCCCUAAAUGUGUGUAAGUUAUCUCACUUGCUGUUUGUUUGUGUAAGGAUUGAUUUGCUUGCAGCCUUAUGGAUUGAGUUUUGAUUUUGCAUUCUGAGAUGUAUUUUAGGGUGUAAUUUGCAAGCUUCGCGAAGUGUCUCUUUCUGUGCAUUGAAUGUUGUUUGAUACUUUUGAGAAAUGUUGUUGACAUAGAUAUGGGGAUUGAAUAGUGACAGGACGAGGAGGUUAUGGGUCGACCAAACAUGAUUUGGGAAUUCAAUUUUUAGUCGAAAUAAAAUAUGCAGAAAACGACUUGUUGAAAUUUUGUGGAGGUUCAUUAGAAGGAAAUGUGGAAUUUAUCUGUUUUU